CCCAGCCAGCACUAUAAAGCCUUGCAUUGCCCUGCCUUUGUGAACAUCAUCCGAGAGAAAGCAAGCAACCGUGUGCCUUUUGGAGACGCGAUGUCGUCCGGCAACAAGAUCAGCGUGGCCUUGCUGAGCGUGGCCCUAGUGGGCCUGCUCCUCUGCCACCUCGCCACCACCGCCUCCGCCCACCAGAAAGACAUCCACGUCCUCGGCAGCGUCGACGGCUCCAGCGACGGCAGCAGCCCCGAGUCCGAAGGCCGCGUCGUCUACGCGGACAUGAAGCUGGCUGAUACGGAAUCCGAUGCGCCGGCGCCGGCGCCGGGGCCGUCGUCCGGUUGAACUGAGAAGCGUGCGUCCAGCCAAGCAAGGUGGUCAAAACCGAGAACUAAUUAAGGGCUCGAUUGUGUGUCCGGCUACUACUGUUCUUGCCAUAAUUAUAUAUAGAUACGCAAAGUGUGGCCAAGCCUACCCACAUGCAUGCUAUUGCAUGCCUCCGAAUAUAUAUAUAUUAUCCGACUCGAUCCUGCCAAAUUGUUUCGUCGACUUCAUUAUAUAUAUUCCAUCCCUUUAA
This is a messenger RNA of Zea mays, 565 nucleotides long. RefSeq lists its product as uncharacterized. The coding region runs from base 91 to 333 and encodes 80 amino acids. The transcript has a single exon. The record is from RefSeq and is marked validated. NCBI's taxonomy places the organism in Eukaryota, Viridiplantae, Streptophyta, Magnoliopsida, Poales, Poaceae.